GCUAAAGUCGCCUUGCACGCUCCUCCUUCCGUGAUAUCCAGGGUCAUUCGCUUCCAAAGAGCUAUCUCGCAGAGCGGAUAGUCUUUCUCCGUAUCCACCGUCCCUUGAGCUCAGCAAUUCGACCCCCCCGUGGUCUCCGAUACCACCGCAACGCGACGUCUCCCAAUCCCCGUUCGACUCAGCUCAACCCAACUGAGCAUCUGCACCAGCUCACCAGGCAUUGAACCUCGGCGUCACCCAUACCCAUCACCGUCAUGCGUCCCAGCACUCUCCUCCGGGCCCUGCAGCCCCUGCGAUCCUCCAUGAUCCGCACGACCACCCGCACAGCCGCUCCCCAACAUCACCACCACAACCCCCGCCAACAACAACAACAACAACAAGAAGAAAAAGAAGAAUCCGAACAAUCACAACGCCCCCUCUCGGGAGCCCUGCCGCCCUCCCUCCGCAAAUACCCCUACACAUCCAAGAUCGGCACGGUGACCACCGUGGGCCGAAUGAACCGCACCGUCCGCGUCAGCCACCGCCACAGCGUCUGGGACUCGUACAUCCAGAAGUACUACCCCAAGGAGACGACCUUCCUGGUGUCGGAUCCGCGGGACUCGCUGCGCGAAGGCGACGUGAUUGAGUUCUCGUCUGGGUAUCCCAAGAGCCGCACCGUGCGUCACGUCGUGGACCGCAUCAUCGCUCCCUUCGGAUCUCCCGUUGAGUCCAGACCGCCUGUCAUGUCCCGGGCUGAGAGGGAUGCGGAGCGCGAGGCGAAGAGGGCGGCUAAGUUUGAGCGCAGGGAGGCGAGACGACUCGAGAGUGGCCAGGUUGAUGCUCCCCCGAAGGAGCAUGUUGGGCGCAUUCGGAGGUUGGUGCUUGAGAGAACUCAGUAGAUGAUAUACUUGAGGGGGG
Molecule: messenger RNA, 897 nt
Organism: Aspergillus heteromorphus CBS 117.55
Lineage: Eukaryota; Fungi; Ascomycota; Eurotiomycetes; Eurotiales; Aspergillaceae
Product: uS17 family ribosomal protein
Exons: 2
Coding region: 255-878 (207 amino acids)
Biological process (GO): translation
Cellular component (GO): ribosome
Molecular function (GO): structural constituent of ribosome
Source: RefSeq, a predicted model, not a curated record